Molecule: messenger RNA, 1047 nt
Organism: Phaeoacremonium minimum UCRPA7
Lineage: Eukaryota; Fungi; Ascomycota; Sordariomycetes; Togniniales; Togniniaceae
Product: putative major facilitator superfamily transporter protein
Exons: 2
Coding region: 1-1047 (348 amino acids)
Biological process (GO): transmembrane transport
Molecular function (GO): transmembrane transporter activity
Source: RefSeq, a predicted model, not a curated record
AUGGUGCAUCCCGCGACGAUUGCCCCUGCCGCCGCAGCAGCUCGCGCCAUGCCGCCGCGGGCUCGCCUACGCUCCUCCGGCUCCUUCCACGCCGGCGCCCCGAUCCCCUCAUUGUCGCCCUAUGACAUGGGCGAGACGAAUACCUCAGGCACUCCAAGACGUUCGAGCGUAGCGGCCGGACGCCGCUCAUCCUCACAUCGAUACCACACAUUCCCCACGCCGCCCCCGAAGACUCCCAACGGCAUCUCCGACCCCUCAUUCGCUCAACAAUCGUCUCCUGCGAACUCUGAUGGCGAUGACGACGCGUCUCUCUCGGACUCGGAAGAUGACCACGCGGGCCAAAGAGGCGAGGCAACACCACUGCCGAUAAAGCAGCUCGGUUUGCUGGCCCUCCUCAGCCUGUGCGAACAGACUGCCCUCAAUUCCAUUGGCCCCUAUCUGCCCGCCAUGGUCGCAUCGUUCGACGAGAUCCCUCCGACGCAGGCCGGUCUAUACGUCGGUCUGCUCGCCUCCGCGUUCGCCCUUGCCCAGCUGGCAACCAAUCUGCUCUGGGGUUACCUCUCCGACACUAUCGGGCGGAAACCAGUCAUGCUCCUCGGCACCUCCCUGCUGAUGGUAUGCUUCGCCUUCUUUGGCUUCUGUACCACGUAUUGGCAGCUCCUGCUUGUCCAUAUCGGCAUGGGGCUUCUGAACGGCAACGCAGCUGUGGUGCCGACCGUUCUUGGCGAAGUCACGGACCGGACUAACCAGAGCCGCGCUUUCACCUGGCUACCCGUCAUGUACUCCAUUGGCGGCAUUACCGGGCCCGCGCUUGGUGGCCUCCUCGUUGGUAAUGAGGAUAGAGCAUAUCCCUUCCUCGCACCCAAUAUCAUGUCUGCCGCUCUUCUGCUGGCUGCAGUCGUUGUUUUGGGGAUUUGGUUUGACGAGACGCUUGAGGGCAUCGACACGGCAUCAGGGGGGGUUUCGGCCUGGGGACCCUUUACCCAAUAUUUGCCUCUGCUCCACCGCCUGCCGGGCGAGAUCUUGGACCUAGCACUAUCGGUGUGA